Messenger RNA from Neoarthrinium moseri, 702 nucleotides. RefSeq lists its product as uncharacterized. The record is from RefSeq and is a predicted model, not a curated record. The transcript is spliced from 2 exons. Lineage: Eukaryota; Fungi; Ascomycota; Sordariomycetes; Amphisphaeriales; Apiosporaceae. The coding region runs from base 1 to 702 and encodes 233 amino acids.
AUGUCUCUCCUCAGCUCCGUUUCCGCAGCUCUGCUGCUCCUUGGCUCGUGUCAAGCUCAUUUCCUUCUCAAGUCUCCCGCGCCCGUUGGCGUCUUUAAGGAUGACGACGAGCCGAAUGCUCCUUGUGGCGGCUACACUCCAGAUUUCUCAACCAACACCAUCACCAACUUUGCCGUGGGUGGAGACGCCAUAUCCACGCAGUCUUCCCACCCUCAGACGAAUUACCUGUACCGCAUCACCACCGACCAGAGCGCGGGCGGCAACUGGACCGAGAUCUACCCCAUCGUUCAGCAGAGUGGACUGAACACGUUCUGUGUGCCUGCUGUCACCGUCCCAGAGAGCUACGUUGGUCAGACUGCCGUGCUGAGCGUUGUCGCCAAUGGCCCAGAUGGUUUGCUGUACCAGUGCGCGGCUGUCAAGUUUGUUUCUGGUGCAAACUCCAACAUUCCGAGCACCUGCACCAAUACGUCCGGUGUCACCGGCUCGUUCACCUCAGACGAUACCUUGAGUGCUCUGGCCUCCUCGGCGGGCAGCUCAAGCAACUCCAGCUCCACUAGCGGCACCAGCUCGAGCACCAGCAGCGCCUCGUCGCCGACGAAUACCAAGAACGCGGGUGUGGCCACGUACGGCUCACUAGAGGGUCUUCGCAGUUUUAUCACGGCCGGCAUGAUGAUGGCAGUGGGUGCGGCCCUGGUAUUUUAG